This is a messenger RNA of Staurois parvus, 522 nucleotides long. Lineage: Eukaryota; Metazoa; Chordata; Amphibia; Anura; Ranidae. The record is from the annotation of a GenBank genome assembly.
UCCAUUCUGCUUCCCUGCACCCUUCCAUUGGGUCCCUUGAUUUCAGCCUUCUCUCAACAUCUAUGCAACUGUGAGAAGCCUCAGACUGAAGCUGCCAUCCCCCCCCCCCCCCCUGCCCCGCAUACCUGUGGCAUCUCAGGAAUCAGGAUUGAAGUUCCCAUCAUCGCACAAAGAAUGGCGACCACGGUUCUCGGUGUGGGCACAGGAGUGUUUGUGAUCUCCGCCAUCUGGGUUGUCACCUUGCUGCUGUGUGUUUUGUUGUCCCGCACAUCUGGGGCGGCCCGAUUGCUGAGUAUUGUAUUCUUCAUCCUGGCGCUGAUCGUCACUCUGGUUCUGAUCUUCUUCCCGCGAGCGAGUGAGACUUCCACUGCGCAGAAGGAGUUUCAGAUUGUGGACACGUUCUUCAUCGGCCGCUAUGUCCUGCUGUCCGUCAUGAGCGUCAUCUUCCUGGCCAGCGUCUUCCUGUCUCUGGUAUACUAUAUUCUGGAACCCGUAUACGCCAAACCCCUGCGGAGCCACUGA